This is a messenger RNA of Symbiodinium necroappetens, 803 nucleotides long. The record is from the annotation of a GenBank genome assembly. NCBI's taxonomy places the organism in Eukaryota, Dinophyceae, Suessiales, Symbiodiniaceae.
AUGAAGGCGGAAGAUCGAAACGAACUUCUUCGGACGAACAAGGAUGUGGUGCUCGCGACACUGCAGGCAUUUUCGCAGCUGGAGAAAGUGCUGACGCUGGAUCAGAUUCAGCAUUGCAUCAAGCUGAAGUACGGGAAGGAAUGUGACCUUCGCUUGGCUCACAGUCAAGCAGGAGCUUCCGAUGAUCCACCAAAAGCUCGACCGUCACUGAUGAUGUGGCCGACGGAGGAAGCCGCGACUGCGCCGAUGGAGGAGUAUCACGGCCUCUCUGCAGUGGGGGCUGACGGACUGUUGUCUGCGAUCCCGGGGAGAAUCUCCAGUGGCACGGAUCCAGAUGCAGAUGUCGGCGAGAGUGGUAUGGAAUCUGCCGAUGCAGAACCACAGGAGGAGGAUGAGGCCGACGCAGGGGAAGCGGAGGAGAACGAUGCAGAACAAUCCGGGGAGGACGAUGCAGAACAAGCGGAGGAGGACGAUGCAGAACAACACGAGGAGGACGAUGCAGAACAACAAGAGGACGAUGCAGAACAACCGGAGGACGAUGCAGAACAAGCGGAGGAGGACAAGGAUGAGGGCGCAGAUCAGGGACAUGACAUGCCAAAGGAUCAAGAUGCAGCAGCCCAGAAUGAGCACAAAAAGUCCGAAUCGGAGGAGCUCGUGUUUGAGGCCCCUGCCAAGAAGGUCAAGCGUAAUGAGGAUGGGCCGCUUUGGGGUGCCAUGCAGGCGUUCAUUAGGCAUGCCAAGAAGGAGCAUGGGAAAUCAUUCCGGGAAGCCCAAACCCUGUGGAAGCACAGCCUCAUCCGAUC